Lacerta agilis (Sand lizard) is the source of this 1229-nucleotide messenger RNA. It is a transcript of the gene EIF3F, whose product is annotated as eukaryotic translation initiation factor 3 subunit F. Bases 16 to 1056 code for a protein of 346 amino acids. Gene Ontology annotation, cellular component: eukaryotic translation initiation factor 3 complex, eIF3m. The record is from RefSeq and is a predicted model, not a curated record. Lineage: Eukaryota; Metazoa; Chordata; Lepidosauria; Squamata; Lacertidae. Gene Ontology annotation, molecular function: metallopeptidase activity; translation initiation factor activity; translation initiation factor binding. Gene Ontology annotation, biological process: translational initiation. The transcript has 8 exons.
CCUUUCGCCGACAAGAUGGCGGCCGUAGCAGCGAAUUCCCCUCAGAGCGCCGCGACGCCCUCGCCGCCGCCGCCUCCUCCUCCCGCAGCUGCUUCCCCGCCCGCAGCUGCCUCCAUCACCGCCGCCGCCGCCGUUUCGUCAGCGCCUCCCGCGGCUCCCGCUCCGGUUCCCCUUCAGGCCGCCCAGGCGCCGGCCCCGACUCCGGCCCCUGCCCCGCCGCCGGCUCUGGCGGCGCCUUUCCCCGGCGGCCGCGCGGUCCGGAUCCACCCGGUGGUGCUCGCUUCCAUCGUGGACAGCUUCGAGCGGCGGAACGAGGGGGCCGCCCGGGUCAUCGGGACGCUGCUCGGCACCAUUGACAAGCAUUCAGUAGAAGUCACCAACUGCUUCUCAGUGCCUCACAAUGAGUCAGAAGAUGAGGUGGCAGUUGACAUGGAAUUUGCCAAGAAUAUGUAUGAACUGCACAAGAAAGUUUCUCCCAGUGAGAUUAUUCUGGGAUGGUAUGCAACAGGGCAUGACAUCACAGAACACUCCGUCUUGAUUCACGAAUAUUACAGUCGAGAAGCACACAAUCCAAUUCACCUCACGGUGGACACCAGUCUACAAAAUGGGCGCAUGAGCAUUAAGGCCUAUAUCAGUACUGCAAUGGGAGUCCCUGGUAAGACUAUGGGAGUAAUGUUCACUCCGCUCACAGUGAAGUAUACUUACUACGACACAGAACGGAUAGGUGUUGAUCUCAUCAUGAAGACUUGCUUCAGUCCAAAUCGAGUGAUCAGUUUAUCCAGUGACCUUCAGCAAGUGGGAGCUGCUUCUGCUCGGAUUCAGGAUACCCUGAGCACGGUGCUGCAGUAUGCCGAAGAUGUGCUGUCUGGUAAGGUGACUGCUGACAACACUGUUGGCCGCUUCCUGAUGGACCUCAUCACCCAGGUUCCGAAGAUUUCACCAGAGGACUUUGAGACAAUGUUGAACAGCAAUAUCAACGACCUGCUGAUGGUGACUUACUUGGCAAAUCUCACACAGUCACAGAUCGCACUCAAUGAAAAAAUCCUAAACCUGUAAUUAACUCCUAACCAUCUUAAUAGAGGAGAAGGUGAAGAAAACUAUGGAGUUGUAACCUUGUCAUUCAGUUCUUAUAAUUGGACUAUAACUUUUGAAAUGACUGCUAACUAAACUGUCAACUUUAUCCUGGCCCCUCUUUCCAACUCUCGAAGAACCACCCCCCCCAAAAAAAA